Biomphalaria glabrata is the source of this 2464-nucleotide messenger RNA. RefSeq lists its product as uncharacterized. NCBI's taxonomy places the organism in Eukaryota, Metazoa, Mollusca, Gastropoda, Planorbidae. Gene Ontology annotation, molecular function: monocarboxylic acid transmembrane transporter activity. The record is from RefSeq and is a predicted model, not a curated record. The transcript is spliced from 9 exons. Gene Ontology annotation, biological process: transmembrane transport; monocarboxylic acid transport. Bases 271 to 2091 code for a protein of 606 amino acids.
UUUUUGAAUCUAGUGUCUUAAGAUAUUCGAAUCUCUUGUAUUUGAACUAAGCCUAUUUGAACUAAUCGUUUGAAUGUAAAUUGAAGUUAGCGAGACCUAAGUAUCAGAAGCCCUAGAAACAGUAUAACUUCUAUAAGAUGUACUCAUGUUGAUCUAGAUUAUUCUUAUCAGUAUCAUCAGUUCCAAAUAUUGUUGUCAAAACUGGAAGCAGUUUGAAUGUAACGGCAGAUAGAAUUCACCAGGCUAAGCAACAAACACUAUAAUUCUUCAAUGGACACUUUACCAAGUUCUGACAGUUUGUACCUGAGACGCCCAGUGGAUCAGGGGUUUUCCUGGGUCAUAUGCUUCGCCAGUUUUGUUUGCUAUUUUAUAAGCGGUGUGUGUAAUCAGACGAUGUCAGUUCUCUUUCUAGACCUGGCGCGAGAGUUCAAAACGUCCUUCACCUUAACAUCCCUAGGCAUUGUGUUCCAAGUCAUUUUUGUUAGCCUGUCAUCCAUAAUCUCAGUGAACCUUUGGGUGCCUCGAUUUGGGGAGCGUCGCAUCACCAUAGUAGCCGGACUGCUAUUAACCUUGAGUACCAUCGGCUGCUCUCUGGCACCAGAUAUUUUCACGUUUAUAACGUGUUGCGCUUUGCAAGGCCUGUCUCUUGGGGCGUUCUCAGUCCCUGUUAUUGGUAUCCUUGGAUUUUACUUCGACAAGCGGCUUGCUUUGGCCAUCAGCCUGGGCACAAGCGGGAGGUGCGUGGCGAGCAUCGUGGCUCCCCAUCUGAUCCGCGCCCUGAAUGAGGAGUACGGUGUGAGAGGGACGUACCUCGUGCUGGCUGGACUUCACCUGCACGUGGUGGCCGUUGGACUGAUGUUGAGGCCGAGCUGGUCACAAAGGAGCACACAGUUUUUGGAGAUCAAACUAGACCCAUCAGGAAGUGAUGCCAUCGCAACUGGAAGUAACCAGAUCAUUGAAGAAAAGAUAGAACGUCUUUCAACAAAAGAGAUUAACAGAAGGCGUUUCGAGAGUCUACUUUUAGAAGCAAAAAGACCGAAGAUGGUCACUAUCUCAGACCCUUCGCUGUACAAAAAGACUUCCAAAUCUUCAGAGGGUGGGUCGUCGUUGGAAAUGUACCGUCAGCUGCAGACGACCAAGCGGGGUUUGAUAGACAGCAGCUCCGUGGACCCUGUUUUCUUCAAGCGUAACAACUCUGAGUUCAUGUAUUUACCGAGGCACGCAGACUCGACGCUAAGAUCCACCAAGGUGUCCUCUUACUCCACCUACCCAAGCGGUUUCGAUUCAGUGCGCAGCCGAAGGUUUCAACUUCACAGCGGAAGCAUUAGCAUUGCCAGCACGGUGGAAUCUGCCGCCUCGGCGUUUGGCACCCGAGAGGACACUGAACUGGACAAGUUGAGUGGAUGGAGGAAAAUGUUGCAGUUUGAACUUUUCACACAGUGGACUUUUUGUUUCUUUUUGGUGGUGACCUUGGCAGGGGCCACCAACAGAUACUUGCUUCUGUACAUUCCAACCAUCGCCAUUUUCAAGGGCGCCACCAAAGAAGAAGGUGUGACUAUUCUUACUGUCUGUGGCUCCGUGGACUUGGCCAGUCGUAUUUUCGUUGGUUGCAUUGCGGACAAACAUCUAGUCCGGCCAACGCAGAUAGUGUCAGUAGCACAAACGUUUUUAGGUAUAUUGUGCCAACUUAAUCCGUUCUUCAACGACUUCAACUCCCUGAUAGUCAUGGGCGUACUAGUUGGUCUUUUUGUGGGGACCCGAGAGUCCCUCCUCCCCGUUAUGCUCAUUGAUUUGGUGGGCCUAUCCAAAAUGACCAACUGCAUCAGCGUCAACUCAGUGGUGUCCACUUUCUCCAUAGCUGUUCACAACCCAAUCUUAGGUUACGUCGUACAGAAAACUGGGUCAUUUCGGCUCGUCCUCCACUAUGUGGGCGGGACUCUGUUUGCCAGCGCUGUAGGUUUAUUUGUGAUACCAUUGGUUCAGCGACUGGACAAGAAAAGUGACUCAGGGCAGAUUGAGAGCUCAGAAGUCUUCGUGCCUGGUUCGAAUCCUCCAUUGCCAAGAGACAAUUCUGGUCGACUUAAAAGCUAAACCAUCUUUGUUUCCGUUUGGACUGCACAGUGGGUCGCAAAGAUGCAAACCUGGCUCCUUCAGCAAACCGCAGACAUGAGUUACAUUUUGUUCGUUCAGGAUUUUCGGGAUUGAAAUAGGCCUGUAAUAUUGAAAAUAAAUUCAAUUUUGAAACGGCCUCCUGAGAAAUCACUUUCGGCAUUUCGCUUCAAAGAAACCACUCUGAAAUAAGAGCUCUCAGUGAACCAACUAAUUUGCUAUGGAGAUAGUCUAUUUGUAGCAGUCUCGAUCCACGAUUGCAUAAGUGUCCUAAUUAGUAUAGGCUUCUUAGACGCAUUUUGCUGGUAGAUAGAUCUAGAAACAAAAAAAAAUCUUUUAUAAUUAAUUAUUUUCA